Messenger RNA from Aspergillus tanneri, 387 nucleotides. RefSeq names its product signal recognition particle 14 kDa protein. Gene Ontology annotation, cellular component: signal recognition particle, endoplasmic reticulum targeting. Gene Ontology annotation, biological process: SRP-dependent cotranslational protein targeting to membrane. Lineage: Eukaryota; Fungi; Ascomycota; Eurotiomycetes; Eurotiales; Aspergillaceae. The transcript has 2 exons. The coding region runs from base 1 to 387 and encodes 128 amino acids. Gene Ontology annotation, molecular function: 7S RNA binding; endoplasmic reticulum signal sequence receptor activity. The record is from RefSeq and is a predicted model, not a curated record.
AUGCCAGCACGUCUUGGACACGAAGAGUUUUUCUCUUCUCUCUCCGACCUCCUUGUCAAAACCUCCCAAAAUGCCCGCGGCUCCAUCUUCCUCACACAGAAACCUCUCAUCCAGUCCUCAGAGAACGGCACAUCGCAACCGUCAAUCCUCAUCCGUGCCACAGACGGAAACACCAAUGCUCCGAAUCCCAAAAAAACCAUGGACGCUAAGAAAUCAGCGGGGUCGCAGAAAGUGAAGUUGUCGACUGUUGUGGCCCCGGAAGAACUGGAGUCGUUUUAUACGCGUUAUGCGGAGGUUUGCAAGGUGGGGAUGACAGGGCUGAAGAAGCGAGAUAGGAAACGUGGGAAGGCGAAGAAGGGUGGUGCUGCAAAGGUUAGCAAGGCUUGA